Cloeon dipterum is the source of this 652-nucleotide messenger RNA. Its product is annotated as inner centromere protein-like. The transcript has 3 exons. The record is from RefSeq and is a predicted model, not a curated record. Bases 234 to 464 code for a protein of 76 amino acids. NCBI's taxonomy places the organism in Eukaryota, Metazoa, Arthropoda, Insecta, Ephemeroptera, Baetidae.
AUUAACCAAACACCUGAACACCCGCAAGGGUAGUCGUCGUGGUAACGCAGGCAACCGUCUAGAACUUCAAGUGCUCACCCAGCUGACCCACGUGCCGUAGAUAAAUCCAUCGCCCGGAAGAUUUCUAUCUAUCCAAUUUGACCUUCACCGUACAGAUCGAUAAAAUAAAAGCUGACCAAAAGUCAUCACUGAACGAAAUCUCUUCCUUGGAAACUUAAAAGAGAGAAAUAAACAUGGUUCUGGGUGAGGCACUGAACAGCAUGGCCAGAGGAUCGUCUCCCUCCUCCUCGUCGAGGAAGGCAAGCUAUGACGCCCUGCAGAAGAACGAAAGCGAGCGCCGCGAGAAGGAGCGCCAGGAGCAACAGCGUCGCGAGCAAGAGCGCAAGGAGCGCGAGCGCCGACAGAGCAACAACUGGGGUCCUUACAAGAGCAAGGACCAGUUCACCAGCAUGCACUUCUGCUGAAGCUCGAGACAAUGAAGUAACAUAAAGCCUCAAAAUUAAUGCAAACUUCUGAGGAUGUAGAUAUUCCCAUUCCGCUUAACUUAAAAGUUUAAAAGACUGCCUGUUUGUUGAUAAUUUGAGAUUCGUUGAUUGCUUUUUAUAUUUAAUUAUUUUCAUUUCGUGCAAUAAAAAGAGAACCUUGCUUCCCA